Messenger RNA from Catharus ustulatus (Swainson's thrush), 2078 nucleotides. RefSeq names its product thyrotropin releasing hormone (gene TRH). Gene Ontology annotation, biological process: hormone-mediated signaling pathway. Bases 407 to 1180 code for a protein of 257 amino acids. Gene Ontology annotation, cellular component: extracellular region. NCBI's taxonomy places the organism in Eukaryota, Metazoa, Chordata, Aves, Passeriformes, Turdidae. Gene Ontology annotation, molecular function: thyrotropin-releasing hormone activity. The record is from RefSeq and is a predicted model, not a curated record. The transcript is spliced from 4 exons.
AUUUCUGGGAGUCAAGCAUAGAUAUAUGGAGGCCAGCAGAUAACUGUGUGAAUGUUAAAAUGUAUUCAAAAUGCAGCUCUCUGAGAGCAGUAAAAAAAAAAUAAAAUCACAUCAUAUCCCCUAAAUUACCUCAGAGCUGUUUGCAUAAAGGGUCCAGAGGCAGUACAGUAUAAGUACAGGGAUGUGAGUCAUGCAGAGAGCACACGGCAACGCUUCUGCUGGACACUCUGUGUUUCUGCAGCAGCAAAAGGGCAACUCUGAAGCUAGUUGCACAAACAGCUUUGAAGCACUUGGCAGAUGCAGCAAGCAAAAAUCUGAAACUACAAAUAAGGGCUGUUACUCAAGGAUAUCAUCAGAACUGAUAAAAACCUGCCAAUAAGAAAGUUGCAGGAACCCCUGUCCCACAAUGCCAUUUAUCCAGCUGCCACUGCUACUCUUCUGUUUGACCUUGUGUGGUGUUUGCUUCAACGAGGGACAGCUCCUUCCAGAGGAGAGUGAGAACAUAGGAAAAAGUCCCCUGGAUGACAUCCUUCAGAGAUCUGAAAGCUUCAUUCUUCAGUCUGUCCUCAAGAAAGCCCAGAAGGAAGAGGACAUUAAUAAAGAAUCAAAUGUCCCUCUGCUACAAUGGCUUUCUGAAAGACAACACUCUGGGAAAAAGUACCUAAGUAACCUGGAGAAGAGACAACAUCCUGGAAAAAGAGAUGUUGAGGAAGAGACAUCUUAUGGAGACAUUCAUAAGAGGCAGCAUCCAGGAAAAAGAGAGAGGGAAGAUGACCUUGAUGUUUAUCUGGAGCUGAAAAGGCAACAGCCUCCCAGCAGAAAGCCACUGUUGGAUCAGUUUGCUAACAGCCCUAGGGCACAGCUAACCUACAUGAACAAGUUAUACAAAAGAGAACAUCCCGGCAGAAGAUAUCUGAUGUAUAAGCACCAGCGUCCUAGCAAAAGAGGCUGGAAUUAUGAGGUAGACCUAUAUGGUGAGAAACUCCAGCAUCCUGGAAAAAGGCACUGGAAUUCUGACAGCUCAGAUGACACAGGCCCGUGCAACUUUCAGGAGUCAUUCACCUGUCACAAAGGCAGUUUGUUGCUUGAUUUGGUAGAAGAUGUUAGCAGAGAUAGGGUAGAAGAAAAGCGUCAGCAUCCCGGAAAGAGAUCUGCAUGGGAAAGUAAAACAGAGGAAUGAAAAAAUAAUUGUGUAGCACUUGCAUUUGGUGAAGUAAACUGCCAGAUCACCAAAACAUUCAGUUCACUCCUUUUUGGCUUCCCUUGCUGACCUCUGCACCUAUCUUCCAGCAUGUUAAUGUUCCCAUCCAAGUUAAUAGCUUUGUCAUACACUUAAAGCAAAGGAACUAAAAGAGCCAUCUGAAUGGAACAGGCAAGUACUGAGAAUCUUCAAUUCCCCCACUUUAGGCAGAGUGCUUAUCUUCUUAGGAGCCCAGACCCCAGAAUAAUCCAACUAUAUGUUCCUAAAUUACUAAAACAGGCUCUUAAAUUUCUGUUCUGAUGCUACUGAAGUAGAAUAAUUAUAUGGCUUCCUCUCAUAUCAAUGACAUCAGUAAACAGUGGGGGAGAAAAAAGAAUAUAUGCCAAUUGUUUGAAAAUUAAAUAGAGCAGGUUUUCAGUUCUAAAUUAUAACAUUCUGGACACCUGAGUCCUUGUACACUACAAUCUGUCCAGACAGUAAGCACUUAAGAGAGACAGGAACAGUUUCAACUGGAACAAAAUAAAUGAGUGACUUCAUAGUUUGACUUAGAACUGGCAUAGGAAAACCCUUUUUACCUAAGAGGCUACAGAGUGCAAACAUUUAAUGCAUCCCUGAACAUCUCAAGCACACACUGCGAUCCCCCUGACUGUGUACAGCCUACACUAGAACACCCUCCCUUGUAUUUCCACACUUUCAGUCAUGCCACUUGAAAUCAUGCCUUCUCUUCAGACAUUUAAUAAUAAAGCAAGAAGAGAUCCUUUCUUUCCAGUGAGGAUUUCUGAUUUCUCUCUUCUCAAAGGAAUGCUUUUACUUUCUGUGGUCAGACUUCCAAAAGUGUUUAUUUGAAAUGAAUUAUUCAAUAAACAUGAAUAGUCAA